GUUUUACGGAUUGAUUACCGUAAUGACUUUCGUAGUUCUGAUUCUUUUUAUUCCUAUCCUGCUGAAAGUUUAGAAUUGGGUGAUUAUAUACUACCUAAUAUAUUUGUAUCUGAGGCUAAAUUUACUCAAUCGGUAAAAUUUUUUAUAAGUUAUCAAAAUCGAAAAAUAAUUGUGGAAUUGAAAUAUGGAGAGCCGAUGUACACCUUUAAGCUUGAAUUCAAUUUUGAUGAUAUAAUUAAUGAUAUUUAUUCUGAGCUUGACGUUUCUCAACAAAGAUCUCAUGGUUCAAUUACUAUAGAAAAUAAAUAUCCCGCAAAAUGUUGGGUAUUACAUAAGUGUCAAAAACCAAAAGAUAAAUUUAAUUGGUGUAUUGAUAAUUUUUGGAACCGUAUUACAAAAAAUGAUAAAAUGCCUCAUUUUCAUAAAGAUAAUGAUCAACCUGGUAAAUGGCUCGUCUUUAGAAUAACUUUUGAUUUGGAUCAAAUUGGAGGUCUUAAUCGUUUUAAAAAAUUAAUUAAGAAGGCCGGUAAAUAUAAUUUGGUUCCUAGAACUUCAAGCAUUAGUAAUUUUCCAUUAAAAAUUAUUAAUGGAACUGAAUUAUGUAAACAUUUUGUGAACCGUAAAAUGUUAAACUUUAAAGUUAAUUAUAUGCUCGAAUGUAAUAUUUCUUUUAAUUACCUUAAUGAAUAUAACCUUUGUAAAGAAUUCUAUUCUUUAUUAUCUCAACAACCUACUAAAGUCUCUCUUAAUAUUUUGGAAGUUCAAAGAAGAAAAGGAUCUAUAAACCUUUACCAUAUUUACGUUCAGAAUUGGAGAAGUUAAAAUAUAAAUUGGUUAAUGAAUCUACAUAUAUACCAUAUUAUUGUGUUAU
Rhizophagus irregularis DAOM 181602=DAOM 197198 is the source of this 871-nucleotide messenger RNA. The record is from RefSeq and is a predicted model, not a curated record. NCBI's taxonomy places the organism in Eukaryota, Fungi, Glomeromycota, Glomeromycetes, Glomerales, Glomeraceae.